Pecten maximus is the source of this 1302-nucleotide messenger RNA. RefSeq lists its product as uncharacterized. The record is from RefSeq and is a predicted model, not a curated record. Bases 356 to 1219 code for a protein of 287 amino acids. Gene Ontology annotation, molecular function: zinc ion binding. The transcript is spliced from 4 exons. Lineage: Eukaryota; Metazoa; Mollusca; Bivalvia; Pectinida; Pectinidae.
ACAUUAGACGGGGCGUUUUACCUAACAAGAGACAAGCUGAGAAAUCUACCACAAAUUACGCCUGCAGACAUCGACAUACAAAGACAUCAGUUUAGCAUCAGAAAAAGACAGUGAGGACGCUAUUUGUUGACCUGGGCUCAAAACUACGACACUCAUUCCGUGCAGAUGCAUCCAUUUUGAACAAGUCGCAGGUAGCACCUUCCUGUCUCUCAGAGGACAUCAUUCUUUAACACAGAACAGAAGACAUAACAUUUCUUGGAAAAGACUGAAAUAGGUCUUGUCUACACACCAGAGGAUCUACCAUAGCCGCCGCCUUCCAUCUCGUUACAUAAAUUAAUAUUUCAAUAUCUAUACCAUGGCAAGCAUCGCCCAGUUACCAAUCAGAAGUAAGGGGAAUUCUAAAUGUAGCAUUCAUAAAGAAAAGGAUGUUGUCUUUGUUUGUCAAGAGUGUGAGAAUUUAAUAUGCACAACAUGUUGUUUAUCAGAAAACCAUAAAAAUCAUAUUGACAGCUUACGUGAGCUGUCGGAAAUUAAGACCGAAAAAACAAAUACAAUUGUGGAUUUUGUUAAUGACACAGAAAAAGUAAAUAUUCCGAAACUGAACCAGGAAAUUAUUUCAUCUCGAACAAAAAUGUCUACUUAUAAAACUCAUUACGAAAAUCUUCGCAAAAAUAUCAUCGAAAAUAAUAUCCAGUGUAAGCUAGAAUUAGAUAAGCUUACUGAGGAUUAUAUAUCAUUAUGUCACACGAUGGAGGCGGCGACCACGGACAUCAUUCAGACCCACAUCACAGACCUGGAGAGGAGAUUGGAUACUUUGAGGAACCUCUUAUCAGAAUAUAAACAGACUCUUCAGAUAGGAACUGCUGUACUCGUGUACGACUCGGUAUCGGAAAUCCAGGAAAUGGAUUCAACCAUCCCACCGACACCUGAUAUAGACAUGGCAGAGUUUACUCCGGGUAAGGACAGACAAAGUCUCCUGAAGCAGGCCGUCGGGAACAUAAUCAUUCCCGAUGAACUUCUCCGGUACACUAUUCCUGACAGUCCCACUGUCAUGUCCGAGUUCACAUACCCGGAUGACAUCACAUCGAUCUGCCUAACAUCUGAUGGACGUGCGUGGCUGUGUGACUGCUCCAACGACACAGUAAAUCUCAUCAACACUAAAGGUCAGGUCAUACAGACGAUACAACACAACAGUGACAUACAGGACAUCAGUUUGUAGUUUUAGGCCAUGGCCCUAUCUAUUUUUGUGUACCAAUCUUUUGUAAAUAUGUGUUUUUUUUGUAAUAAACGUAUUUGAACUGU